Benincasa hispida (wax gourd) is the source of this 582-nucleotide messenger RNA. Lineage: Eukaryota; Viridiplantae; Streptophyta; Magnoliopsida; Cucurbitales; Cucurbitaceae. The record is from RefSeq and is a predicted model, not a curated record.
AUGGCAAGUUUAUGGUGUCUUUUGAUGUGCGUCAUUAUUGGGUUUGGAGUAUCAUUUGGAUUCUCUGUGUUGAUCCUAUGGCUUGUUUUCAUAACCCACAAGAUCAAAUUCAAUGUAACCGAUGCCACUCUCACCCAAUUCAACUUCACCAACAAUGACACACAACUCCAUUACAAUCUUGGUGUUUACUUCACCAUUCGAAACCCUAAUGAACAAGUUGGUAUCUACUAUGACACCAUUGAAGCAACUACAAGCUACAAAGAUCAAAACUUUCACACCAGAUUGCUAACCCCUUUUUACCAAACCCCAAAGACGACAAGCCUACUUAAAGGACGGUUUGAAGGGCAGCAGCUUGUGGUAAUCGCAAACAACAAAGUUUCUGAAUUCAAUACUGAAAAACUUGCUGGGGUUUAUUCAAUUGAUGUGAAAUUUCGUCUUUCAUUGAGAUUGAAAUUUGGGCUUUAUAAAAUCAUUAGAGUUAGGCCUAAAGUGGGAUGUGGAUUCCAACUUCCAUUGAAUUCUAGUGGAACCUCGUCAUUUCCUUGGUUUCAGACUGCUAUUGGUUGUCAUGUUGAUUAUUGA